Molecule: messenger RNA, 1125 nt
Organism: Drosophila kikkawai
Lineage: Eukaryota; Metazoa; Arthropoda; Insecta; Diptera; Drosophilidae
Product: putative gustatory receptor 58a
Biological process (GO): sensory perception of taste
Cellular component (GO): membrane
Source: RefSeq, a predicted model, not a curated record
AUGUUGCUGAAGUCCUUUCACCACUAUGGAGUAGCCUGCGGCCUGGUGCCUGCUCCUCUGGCCAAGAGAGAGUUUCUCCGGGGAAGGCUGCUGAGAUGGUACCUCAUCUACACGGGCUGCCUGCAUGGAGUCCUCCUGCUCCUGGUGCCCUUCACUUUCUCCCACUACAUGUAUGAGGAGAGCUAUAUCAGUAGAAACUUUGUCCUGGAGUCGUUCUUUAAUGUUACGAAUGUAACCCGCAUUUCGGCCAUGAUUUCGGGCGGAGUUAUGUCGUGGAUUCAGAGGAAGGCACUCCUGAAGUUGGGCAAAGAAAUAUUGAGUCACUGCAGCAAGUGCCAGCAACUGGAGAAUGCAUCGGGGAAUACCCAGCUAACGAAAAGGAUUCAAGGACUACUUGGACAGCAGCUUUUUGUGGUCAAUUUCACAGUUCUGGUGUCCUGGCUGCUGCUGAUAAGAAUCGAAACGGACCAGUGCUUCAGGAACAUCACUUUGAUUGUGGUUCAGGUUCUGCAAUAUGCAUAUGUCGUCUUGUUGGUCCUUCACUGGCAAAGCGAGCGAGUGCGCCUGGCCCUCAAGGAUCUUUGUCAAAGGGUGCAUCACGAUGAGCUUAGUUCCGGCUGUAGAAGUUCCCUGGCGGACUUACGCAAUUAUUUCCAGCUUUAUGCGGAAAAUAGGAGCUUGCUGCGUAGAGUUUUCCAGACCUUCGAUGUUACCAUAGUGUUUUUGGUGAUUAAAAUGCUGGUGACCAAUGUAAACAUGAUCUAUCACACGGUGCUUUAUGCCAAUGGCUCUAUAAAGGUAUCGGGGUAUACAAAACUCCUGGGCCACUUGGUGGUAAUUACUCAUUUCUGGAGUGCAGUCUUGAUAAUGAAUGUUGUGGACGACAUAACCCGAAGAAGCGGGCCCAAAAUGGGGUAUAUUUUGCGGGAAUUCAGUGACCUGGAAGUGGUGAAAAGGGAGUUUCAUUUACAGUUGGAAAUCUUCUCGAAUCAUCUGCGCUGUCAUCCUGAAACCUACAAAGUCUGCGGUCUUUUUGUUUUCAAUAAGCAAACGAGUUUGGUUUACUUUUUCUACGUUGUAGUGCAGGUUCUGGUGUUAGUUCAAUUUGAUUUAAAGAAUAAUUAG